Podospora bellae-mahoneyi is the source of this 135-nucleotide messenger RNA. RefSeq lists its product as uncharacterized. NCBI's taxonomy places the organism in Eukaryota, Fungi, Ascomycota, Sordariomycetes, Sordariales, Podosporaceae. The record is from RefSeq and is a predicted model, not a curated record. The coding region runs from base 1 to 135 and encodes 44 amino acids. The transcript has a single exon.
AUGGGCUGCUGUUCCCGCGCGAGGUACUGCAACCCCUGGACAACCGUGCUUUCCGGGGGCUACUGUUCCUGUAUCUUCUCCUUCUGCCACCUCAUAUCCUUCUACCGCCUCAUAUCCUUCUACCCCCGCAUUUAA